GUUGUCGCCAACUACCUCGGCAAGACGCCGCAAGCGCGGGCCCCGCCUGCCAGUGUCACCGCCGACGAACCGGGCGUCGCGCGCUAUGAACUGAAGAGGAAGUUCUUCAACAAGUUCGCAAAGUCUUUGCCUCGCGCCCGCAAGGGCGGCCCGACCCAAGUCGACUACGAGCUCGUCCGCAUCAUCACCGAGUCGACCGACGGGGCGGACUGCCUCUUCAACUUCUGCACCUCCGUUGGCUGGGGUGUCAUGCACGAGCGUCUCAAGCGGCUCGAGGACGACCUCAACGCCGUCUGCCUCUGGAAGGACGAUGGCGUCAGCUGCCGGCCCCUCGGGCUCUGCAGCAUCUUCACGCGCUCAGCUGAACGGUGCAUCGCGCUCCAGGAGCGCGACUGGGCGGAGCAGUUCUGCACCACGCAGCUGCCUGAGGUUGCCAAGGCCAGGGCGGAGGCACUCGAGGACGCCACCGUCACCACCGCCACUGCGGAAGCCGCGUACACUUCGAGGUGCAUCACGCACGGACACGGCUCGGCCGAGGCAACGGCCGCCCUCGCCGACCUCGAGGCGGCCGAGGCUGCGGAGGAGCGCGCCCGUGCGCCAGUCAACUUCCCGAAGAACUAUGCGUUCUCCAAGAACGGCACUCACCUGUACGCCCACACCGUCGCGGGGUGGCACGGCACGAAGCCGGAGAACGCGACCAUCUCGGGCGACAAGGAGAACUUCUACAACACGAUCGCCCAGGCGCUCACGGCCGACAACAAGCCUGACCCCAACGGCUCGACGCCCUGA
Molecule: messenger RNA, 789 nt
Organism: Emiliania huxleyi CCMP1516
Lineage: Eukaryota; Haptophyta; Isochrysidales; Noelaerhabdaceae
Exons: 2
Source: RefSeq, a predicted model, not a curated record